AUGCCCACCUCCUUCGACAUCCGGUCGCCGCGCACCGUGACCUGCGCCCUGGCCUCCCUCCUCUUCCUGGCGGCGCUGUGGACGGCCGUGGGCGGCGUGACACGCCUGAACAGGGACUGCACAGGCGGGGGCGAUCCGGUCGAGGCCAAGUGCCGGGCCCUGUUCCGACCCGUCUGGUGGGCGAUCAUAUUCGAGGCCGCGGUUUACACCUUCCUGCUGGUGGCAUGGCUCCUAGGGGUGGCCGGGAAACUCAAUGUCGCCCUGGUGGCGUUCCUGGUCCUGGCUGCGGUGAAGACGGAAGCCCAGUCUGAAGUGAUGCUGAAAAACAGGGAUGAUGACGGGGUUCUGGGCGACCUCCAGAAGAUCCGGGGACUGACGGGCCCCCCCGUGGACCUGGAGCACGCGGACGCCCAGACGGCCGCGGCGGGGUUCGUGCUGCUGACGGCGUGCAACUUCGUCCUGUGCCUGGUCCUGGGAUCGUCGUCGCUCAGCCACAGGGACAUCGCCCUGAAUUUGCCCACGGUGGGGAAGGCGGUCGCAGUGGAUAGUGGCCACGCGGCGGAGGAGCUCCCGUCUGCACCGGCCCCACAUGGCGCCCCGCGGGGGACGCCAAAUUCUUCGGAGUUGCCCCAAUCCAUGGAUCAGCCGCAAAUGGUGGAGGAGGACGGCGGGACAGACGAUCGAGUGUAG
Ostreobium quekettii is the source of this 690-nucleotide messenger RNA. NCBI's taxonomy places the organism in Eukaryota, Viridiplantae, Chlorophyta, Ulvophyceae, Bryopsidales, Ostreobiaceae. The record is from the annotation of a GenBank genome assembly.